This is a messenger RNA of Aedes albopictus (Asian tiger mosquito), 1881 nucleotides long. RefSeq names its product serine protease persephone. Bases 677 to 1810 code for a protein of 377 amino acids. Gene Ontology annotation, molecular function: serine-type endopeptidase activity. NCBI's taxonomy places the organism in Eukaryota, Metazoa, Arthropoda, Insecta, Diptera, Culicidae. The transcript is spliced from 5 exons. The record is from RefSeq and is a predicted model, not a curated record. Gene Ontology annotation, biological process: proteolysis.
GAUCUCCGCCCCGAAUGCUCUUCUUGAUGCUGCGCGCAGUAGUCGGUUGAUGUUCUGAUCGCUCAGUUCGCAUCGCACAGUUCGUCUUCGUCGGUCGAAGAUCGUGGUACAUAUUUCGCGCCCGUCGUACUGAUCAUACCUCAAAAACCGGUUGCGCGAUAGUGUAUUUGCUGUCCAGUGAACCCCCUAGAGUCAGUGUGGACAUAUUUUGCAGUCACCCAAUUUGCGGAAAUACAGUGUCCGAUUGGUGUUGUUGUUGUUGCUGGGUUUAACCGGGAUCGGAAACCCUAAAACGCUGUUGGCCAUCAGAGUGUGGACGAAGAACGCGAUGAUCUACAUGCAGACGCGGAUCGCUGACGUCAUCCGGGUUAUAUAGCGGAUCGAUAGGUUGACACCGCUUGAUCGGUCAUUGGUAGCUCUCCGAAGAAGAUUAUCAACCAAGAGGAGUGCUACGCGGAGAAGAAGCUAAUCUGCUGUGGUUGUGCUUUUUUUUUUAUUUCGGUGACGAUCACUUCGCCGUCUUCCAGAGUUCGCGAGAGUGUAUAGUGUAGAGCGAGCGGGAGCAAGUUUCGCUGAAGAGGACUUGCCCGGCUGCGUGUUUACACCAAUGCGAAGAUCGCGAGUUUCCUCUUUGCGGUUGUAAACAAAAACCGAUCGGCGUUAAAACCAGAAAGUGAUGAUGAUGACCUUAGGGAAACCCGUUGUCGGUGCCGGUUUGCUGCUACAGCUGUUUUUGAUUGGCGGCACGGUGCUGAUCGCUGCUGUGCGGGGCCAAACUCUGUAUGAGGGCGACGCGUGCACCCUGAAGGAUGGCGAAACGGGACUUUGCCAGGAGGCCACCAGUUGUCCCUGGUUCCUGGAAAACAUCGUCAAGAAGAAACGCUUCGGAGAUCGGGUGACGUGCGGAUUCGACGGUUCCAUCGAGGUCAUUUGCUGCAAGAUGGACCAACCGGUCACGUUCAAACCGGGCGUCCGGAGCGGCCUAGCCUGUCAGGACAUUCCGGAUGCCGACAACCGGCUGACGUUCCACAUCAUCGACGGAGAGGACGCCUCGGACGGGGAGUUCCCCUUCAUGGCAGCCCUGGGCUACGAGAACGAGGAAAUCAAAGACGGAUACGAUUACCGGUGCGGCGCCAGUCUGAUUUCGCCGAACUUCCUGCUGACGGCUGCCCACUGUAUUCCCAAGCAAGGCCGACCGGUCGUGGCCCUGCUCGGGACGGCCAGUCUCAACUCCAUGAACGGCGUGACGGUCCGAAUCAAGGAGUUUUAUCCUCAUCCUGAAUACAGAGCUAGUCGCAGCUACAACGACAUCGCCCUAGUGGAGCUGGAGAAAAGACUGAUCAACGAACCAGACGUGAAUCCAAUCUGCGUCCGUAGCGACACCGAGGACCUGACCAGUGACGUGGUUCUAACCGCCGAAGGUUUCGGAAUAAUUGACGUCGAUAAACAACUCCGUUCACCGCAGAUGAUGAAGGUCAACCUUACGACGGUAGCCCUGACCAAAUGCAACGAAUCCUUCGCGGCCAACAACCUGUUGACGAACAACCGGCGGUUACCCCAGGGCAUCAUCGAUACGCAGUACUGCGCCACGGGACGUGAGAACAUCGUUACCAAACAGGUGGGCGACACCUGUCAGGGUGACUCGGGAGGUCCGCUGCAAAUCGUGGUCGACGGAAAGUUCCAACUGGUGGGAGUUACCUCGUUUGGCAACGGGUGCGGAUCGAAUACGCCCAGCGUGUACACCCGGGUGGCACGGUACAUCGAGUGGAUCGAGCAGAUCGUAUGGCCCAACGGAGUUCUGAAGGUUUAGAGCGUUGAUGAAUGAUUGGACAAUAGAUUUAGUUUUGAAAUGGUAUCAGAAUAAAGAACGAUUAUGACUAA